This is a messenger RNA of Oryzias latipes (Japanese medaka), 1701 nucleotides long. It is a transcript of the gene anp32a, whose product is annotated as acidic (leucine-rich) nuclear phosphoprotein 32 family, member A. Lineage: Eukaryota; Metazoa; Chordata; Actinopteri; Beloniformes; Adrianichthyidae. Gene Ontology annotation, molecular function: histone binding. Gene Ontology annotation, cellular component: nucleus. Gene Ontology annotation, biological process: regulation of apoptotic process. The record is from RefSeq and is a predicted model, not a curated record.
GAAACGUGCUCCCGCCCACCGAGCGGAUCAAGUUUGAAUGAACAACAGCAGUCUGUUCGGAGGUGGUAUUUUUGCAUUUGCGGUAAUUAUUAAAAGUGUGUAAUUGUAGCACGGACGCGCCGAUCGAGGAUGGAGAUGAAGAAGAGAAUUCAUCUAGAGUUGCGGAACCGCACUCCGUCAGACGUCAAAGAACUCGUGCUAGACAACUGUCGCUCAAAUGAAGGCAAGAUCGAGGGCCUAACAGACGAGUUUGAGGAGCUGGAAUUUUUAAGCACAAUCAAUGUCGGUCUGACAACAGUAGCUCACUUGCCCAAGCUAAAGAAACUCAAAAAGCUCGAACUCAGCGAUAAUAGGAUCUCAGGAGGUUUGGAGGUUCUGGCAGAGAAAUGUCCCAACCUCACACAUCUCAACCUCAGUGGCAACAAGAUAAAAGAUCUCAGCACAAUAGGACCACUGAAGGAGCUGGGGGCCCUGAAGAGCCUAGACUUGUUUAAUUGUGAAGUAACAAACCUGAAUGAAUACAGAGACAACGUCUUCAAGCUAUUACCGCAGCUCACUUACCUGGACGGCUACGACAAAGACGACAAAGAGGCGCCCGACUCUGACGGCGAAGUUUACGCCGAGGGACUGGAUGACGAUGAGGACGAUGAAGAGGAUGAGGAGGAGUAUGACGAAGAUGCACCACCUGGAGACGAGGAAGAUGAAGAGGGAGAUGAAGAGGAAGAGGAGAACGAAGAGGAAGAGGAGGAGGACCUCAGUGGAGAGGAGGAAGAAGAGGACGACUUAAAUGACAAAGAGGGGGAUGAUGAUGAUGAAGAGGAAGGUGAGCAAAACGACGAAGAGCGAGGCCAAAAGAGAAAAAGGGAACUGGAUGAAGAAGGGGAAGAGGACGAUGACGACUGAAAAUCUUCAGUAAGCCAAGUCGUGAACUGUUUGAAACCUGUAUCUCCCAGUCACUUCCCUACAAGCCCUUAUAUAUCUCUUUUGUUUCAUAUUGCAGGAAUAACUUGUUUUUUUUUUGGUUUUUUGUUUUUGUUUCUGGCCAGUCAGGUUUAACGGAUUACUUGGAGGAGACAGAUUUCUGUACCUUUCUUCUCCUGUGUUCCGCUUUCUGCUGUCCACUUUUAACAGCUCUGUGGACAACAGUUUUGUAAUAUCAACUUUUUUUUUGACACUUUUUUUGGUUUUCUGAGUUGAUGUAACACCACUUUGUCAUGACUUCUGUAUUUUAUGACCUCCCCAUUCAAAAAUACCAAUAAUAAGAAAAGAGUGCAUGUAUAAUACAUUUAAAAGUCAACUACUGGAAUCCAUGUAUGACUGUCCUCGUCUUGAACUUAUCUUUUUGCAUUGUACUUUAGUUUUUUUUUUUUUUAAUGUAAGUUAUGUGUUUGUAGUGUCACCCUUAUGCCAAUACUCUGCUGCCCCGGCGUGGAACUUCUGUCUGAUCAUGCACAGUGUGACCCUCACGGUGCAUCUUUUUAAAUUAUAGCAAAAAAAAAACAAAAACAAAAAAAACAUGUCUGCCCUUGUCAGAGCCGCUCCUCCUCUUUAGAACCCUCAGCUUUGAUAGUUUGGAAAUUACGUGUUCUUGUAAAUACUGACCAAAUCUAUUUUUUUGUAUUCACUUUGAUGAUGGCAGACAUUGAACAGACAACUGAGGUGAAAUUGUGAUAAAAACAAAUAAAUUCAUGCUUUAUCUUA